Molecule: messenger RNA, 684 nt
Organism: Monascus purpureus
Lineage: Eukaryota; Fungi; Ascomycota; Eurotiomycetes; Eurotiales; Aspergillaceae
Source: the annotation of a GenBank genome assembly
AUGCGACUGAUCAACCCAACACUCAUCCUGACCGCUAUGUCUUUGACAGCAACCUACGCAGCCCCCAUCGACCUCCCCCGGGAAGCACUUAUAUCGAGGGAAGACUCAACCUCGAAGUCGAGUCCAACGCUGAUCACAGCGUUCCAACUAGAGACCGUCUCCCCGGCCUCAAAAUCCUGCACCGAUGCCCCCAUGACAGGCGAAUGUGUGACAGCCCAACAGGCCGCGCCGUAUAUCUCGCAGUCCUUUGAGACGUACAAUGUCACGUCUCGGGCGGAGCAGGCGGCUGUGAUCAGUUUGAUGGCGUUUGAGAGUGAGGAUUUUAAGUAUAAUCGGAAUCAUUUUCCCGGCGUUGCUGGACAGGGUACUCGAAACAUGCAAUCACCAACCUACAACGUUAAAUACGCCUUUUCCCUCCCCCUCCUCACAUCCCAAUUGAGCCAUGUCUCCGACGAUCCAGCCGGGAUUCUCUCACUGUUGCUUUCGGAUGGGGCGUACGAUUUCGGUUCCGGGGCGUGGUUUUUGACGACGCAGUGUUCCGACGAGGUUCGGGAGGCGUUGCGGACGGGGUCGGAGAGCGGGUGGGCUUCUUAUUUGGGAGAGUGUGUUGGGACGAGUGUUACUGAUGCAAGGAGAGAUUAUUGGAAUCGGGCUUUGACUGCUUUGGGGGUUGAUUCUUCAUGA